AUGGUUAAAUGUGCCAAGAAAUACGGAAAAGCAACUGGCAGACAGAUGAGCAUGGAAAUGGUUGAGUUGCAACAAGAUGACAAUGCAGUUAAUUCUGUGCCAGAGAGUGAUGCUUGUCACCUUCAGAAUCAGCCAGGCCGAAGUCGUAUUUCCCAAAGAUCUGAGGUUUCUGUAGCUGCAGCAAGUGCUGGAAGAGGAUCUCCAGCUGUAACUGUAGUGCAGUUGCCUUCUGGUCAAACUGGGCAUGCCCAGGGUGUCAUUCAAGCCGCACAGCCCUCAGCCAUUCAGUCACCACACAUCCAAGUUGCUCAGGUAGCAUCGAUUGCAGAUGAUUCUGCAGAUUCAGAAGGGAUAAUUGAUUCUCAGAAACGUAGGGAAAUACUUGCAAGAAGGCCUUCAUACCGCAAAAUCUUGAAUGAACUCUCAUCAGAUGCGUCUGCUGUACCGAACACUGAAGAAGAAGAAAAGUCAGAAGAUGAAGGAGCAUCUUCUGGAAUUUCGGGAAUGGCCGUGCCACCCAGCCUGUAUCAAACUACCGCCGGGCAAUACUUUACUCUAACUCAAGGUGGUGCAAUCCAGAUUUCUAACCCAGCAUCUGAUGGUGUUCAUGGACUACAGACGUUGUCAAUAACAAAUUCAGGAACUUCUCAGCCAGGUGCUACCAUUGUGCAAUACGCCGGACAAUCACCUGAUGGCACACAACAGUAUUUUUUUCCUGGAAGCCAAGUUGUUGUUCAAG
Molecule: messenger RNA, 739 nt
Organism: Mesitornis unicolor (brown roatelo)
Lineage: Eukaryota; Metazoa; Chordata; Aves; Mesitornithiformes; Mesitornithidae
Product: cAMP-responsive element modulator-like
Exons: 6
Biological process (GO): regulation of transcription by RNA polymerase II
Cellular component (GO): nucleus; ATF4-CREB1 transcription factor complex
Molecular function (GO): DNA-binding transcription factor activity, RNA polymerase II-specific; protein binding; RNA polymerase II cis-regulatory region sequence-specific DNA binding
Source: RefSeq, a predicted model, not a curated record